CUUUCGAAAAACCGAUAAAAAUAACUGAUUUUACUAUUCUAAGAAAGUCUAAUUAUGCAUGCAUAGUUAUCUCCAAUGUUUGUUGCAAUUCUACCUAGAUUUAGCCAUCUCGUACAUGCCCCCGUCGGAUAUUACUUCUCAAAAAUUUCGACAAGGUGAUCAACAAAAGAGAAUCAAUCUGAUAAAAGAGAGCUUCUGGAUAUGAAGGCCUUUACUCCUUUCUUAGUCCUUGCUAUUGCAGCAACUCUUGCCCCAUCAAUUCUGGCCAAGGAGUUCUUGGUUGGUGACAGCACGGGUUGGACCAUCAACUACGAUUACGAAAGUUGGGUAAAGGGAAAGGAGUUCCAUGUCGGUGACAAACUUGUUUUCAAGUACCCGAAGGGAAUCCACAAUGUCAUCCGAGUUGAUAAUGCUACUGCUUACGAGAAUUGUUUGGCAUCCACUGAAACUGAGACCCUGAGCAGUGGAAACGAUGUAAUAACCCUUACAACCCCAGGAAAAAUAUGGUACAUUUGUGGGGUUUCGAGGCAUUGUGAAGAGGGAGAACAGAAGAUUGCCAUUGAAGUGUUGCCUCAAAAACUAUCUUCCGGAUCAGAACCUUCUCCCAGUACAUCCGCAUCCAAGGGAUCAUCUUUUGCACACACGCAUCAUCAUGGCUGGAUGAUUGCGAAUUUUGGCAUCCUUGUGAUGACCAUCAUAGUUUAAAUUAAUGUUGCAGCAUUUCAGUUAAAUCCCUUGUGUUUAUGAAUUGGAUUCAAGGGUUGUAUUUGUAUUGGAGUUGCAGGCAAGAUUUAUUGAUUACUACGUUAUGAAUAUCAAGCC
Juglans microcarpa x Juglans regia is the source of this 822-nucleotide messenger RNA. RefSeq names its product mavicyanin-like. Gene Ontology annotation, cellular component: plasma membrane. The transcript has 2 exons. The coding region runs from base 202 to 705 and encodes 167 amino acids. The record is from RefSeq and is a predicted model, not a curated record. Gene Ontology annotation, molecular function: electron transfer activity. Lineage: Eukaryota; Viridiplantae; Streptophyta; Magnoliopsida; Fagales; Juglandaceae.